GUUAUUACGUGUGACAAAAGGCUGAUGACAAAUGUGUACGGAACUAUAUGCUUCUUCAAUAAAUACCCUGCCCACUUCAAUUCUUUGUGUACGUGGAAAAUAGUAUGCAUAUAUCAGAACUUAGUGUUGUUCCUUCUUCUAUUUCAUAAGCCCACAAAAAGCUUACACAAUUCCUCUCAAUCUCUCUUGCUUCCUCCAUUAGAUUUUUGUACAUAUAGAGAUAUAGCUAGCUUGUAAAUAAAAAAUUUCCACAUUUCCUUCAAAUUCAAAGGGCAAAAGAAUACUGAUACUCAACAGAUUCUUGUUACAAAAGGAAGCUUGAUUGAAAAGGGCUAUAUUAACGCUUGAUCAAUCAUGAUGAGGAUUUCAUUCUCAGCUUGCAAAGAAGUACCAUCUUUGGUAAGUUUCCCAGGAGGAUUAACCAUGGAACCGUUCAUUCCUUGGAAAAGAAAGGACAAAGUUGUGAUAGUGAUGGGAGCAACCGGCACCGGAAAAUCGAGGCUUUCGAUCGACUUGGCCACCCGUUUUCCGGCGGAAAUCGUGAAUUCCGACAAAAUGCAAAUCCACAAGGGCCUUGACAUAACCACCAACAAAGUAACCGAGGAAGAAUGCCACGGGAUCCCCCACCAUUUGUUGGGGAUCGCGGAUCCCGACGUGGAUUUCACCGCCUUCGAUUUCCAACACCACGCGUCCCUUGCUGUGGAUUCCAUUGUCCGAAAGGGGCUCCUCCCGAUCAUCGCGGGCGGGUCCAAUUCGUACAUCAAGGCCCUAGUGAAUGACAAUGUCGAGUUCCAAUCGAAAUACGAAUGUUGUUUCCUCUGGGUAGAUGUCUCGAUGCCGGUCCUCCACUCGUUCGUGUCAGAACGAGUGAAUAAGAUGGUCAAAUCUGGAUUAGUCGGAGAAGUGAGGGAAUUUUUCCGCCAGGACGGCGAUUACAGCCGUGGGAUCAGGCGUGCGAUCGGGGUCCCGGAACUCGACCGGUAUUUCCGAGUUGAGAAGGAAUUGAUUGAUGAUGAGGAAACUAAGAGAUUCCUUCUUGAGGAGGCAAUUGAGGAGAUUAAGUCAAACACUUGCAAAUUGGCUUGUUGCCAAAUUAGAAAUAUUCUAAGGCUACAAGAGCAAUUGGGAUGGAACUUGCAUCAUCUUGAUGCCACAGAAGCUUUCCUAAAGAAAGGACCUGAUUCUGAUGAAGCUUGGGAAAGACUUGUUGCAAGGCCUAGUUCCAUGAUUGUUGGACAUUUCCUAGAACAACAAGUACAUGAAUUUGUUGUUCCAUCUCAUUCUCACCACCUUUCUAGUACUACCACUACUCCCCCACCGUCUUCUUCCGUUAUGGCUGCCACUUCAGUUCUCGGAACUGCCGUGGCUACCGCCACUCACUAAAGUGACACAUACCUUCACCCAUCUCUAUCCUUAAAAUUAAUUUUCUAAAUUCUGCUUGUUUUACACAAAAGAAAAAAAAGAAUUGAAAAGUUCCUUUUCACUUUCAGUGGCUGAUUUGGCAAGAUGGCCAAAAGGCGAAAAAAAACCAAUUCGACAAAAAAUAAUCUUUUUUUGUUUUUUUUUUUGGUGGGAUGCUUUUUAAAACUGUCACUUCAUCAGGUCCUUUUAGAACCUAAAUUUGGAGAGAGGAGCCGUACAGUUGGAAGCAUUUUAGAAAUCCGUGUUUUGGCUGCUGCCAAUGGGGCUUCAUCAUCAUCAUAUUUAUAGUCUACUACUAUUCCAUAUUCCAUAUCUUUGAUAACUCGGACUCAGCUUUCAUGAUUCAGAGGAACUUCCUAUAUGUGAAAAAUGUGUUAUGGUGCGAUGCAGAUGGGAAUGAGAACCAUAGAGACCACCGUGUAGAACCCGAGUUGAAGAAAGAGAUAGAGAUACCAAAAAGAUUGCCCUUCUUUACCUUUUUUUUUUUUAAAAAAAAAGUUUUUGUUAUAUGAGCUGUAUUAUUCUGAGAUUUGACAUCUCUAUAUAUUGUAUAGAACAUCAUAUCACUGUUUUGUGCUGAUAUACACAAUCAGAUAUCUUGUGGUGUUACAAAGUUGUAGUUGAUUUAACUAAUUAUAUAUCUUCAUAACCUACUACCUUUCUAUUUUUUAUACGCAAAUAGAAUAGCCUAUUUAAACUUUUUGUAUCGAUCGCAUUCUGUUAUUUUAUGAAUAGUCACUAAUAACGUGUGUUGGUUACACAAGAAGUGGAGACAGAACUUGUAUAUUUUUAUUUAUUUAUGGG
This is a messenger RNA of Oldenlandia corymbosa var. corymbosa, 2226 nucleotides long. NCBI's taxonomy places the organism in Eukaryota, Viridiplantae, Streptophyta, Magnoliopsida, Gentianales, Rubiaceae. The record is from the annotation of a GenBank genome assembly.